GAGGAGGAGGAGGAGGAGGAGGAGGAGGAGGAGGAAAAGGCGACUUCGAGCUGGGAAGUAGGAAGCCUGGACACAAGCGUUUCCACGAUUAGUUUCGCCCUGCGUGGCGUCAUUGUUGAACUUGCGUUGUUCUCUUGUAUAGAUUGCGGCGAUUUGGACGACUCCCUUGGUGUAUCCAUUGUUGAGUACCGUAUCACCUUCAUAGUUGUUAUCACUGGUUUUUAG
Messenger RNA from Dibothriocephalus latus, 225 nucleotides. The record is from the annotation of a GenBank genome assembly. Lineage: Eukaryota; Metazoa; Platyhelminthes; Cestoda; Diphyllobothriidea; Diphyllobothriidae.